CUGCUUCGACGGAUGCACAGUAACAAGAGAAUUGUGUUUCCAAAAGCAUCCGUCUCCUUUCAUGACUAUCAUCGUCUGUCCGCGUUGAUGAUAGCUUGCGAACAACAAGUGCAACUGUUGGUGAACAAGGCUAGAACGAUAUCGAUCGUGAUUGGUCGCGUCUCGUUCACUCAAGAUGGGCUCAGUCGGUGAUGUGACAACGCAAGCACUUGCCAAACGACAUAGGAACAGACGAGCACCUCGAGCUUGCCAGCCUUGUCGCUCUAGAAAGGUCCGCUGUGACGUGACGAAGACGAAGACUACGUGCACCAAUUGCAGACUUGACAACAAGGAAUGUGUACUUCCAGUCAGCAAAAGGCGGCACCUCGGGGAUCGAGUCUUGUGCUCGUCUUUUCUAGAAGCAAGUCACCCGCAGAGUCCGAUUUGCGACGUGAUUAUCGACUUCGCCGACGUCAACAAGGCUCCCACAACGAGCAAAACCCCGAUCCCGACACAUCGCGACCAUGAAGAAAUGCGGUUGGGGGUCUUCAGCAUCUCAGGGAACGACCUGACCAUGCCGCAGACAACGGACAUCUUCGGCUCAUCAGAGAGCAUGGAAUCUUGGGUGAACGACUUCCAGUUAGACAUGGGCACAUAUCCAUCCCCGCCGUACACAGCAGCGAGUGAACACUACCAGACAGUACUGCCUCCGUAUAUUGAUGCUUUGUCUAAGGACAUCUCAAUGGAGGACCGAGAGUUCCUCCAGAGCAAAGGAGCUUUCGACCUUCCUGACGCACCAACUCGAGACUUGCUACUCCAGGCAUACAUCAUGUGGGUGCAUCCACUCAGCCCCAUGCUCGACCUUCAAGGUAUCUUGGCUGCAGUCUUCAGUAAUGGUAGCAAGGGAAGAGUCAGUCUUCUUGUCUUCCAAUCUCUGCUUUUUGCUGCUACCGCUUUCUCAAGCAGCAGCUUGGGGUAUGUCGACCAGCGUGCGGCGAGAAAAGCCUUCUAUGACCGCGCCAGACUGCUCCAUGACUUCGACAUCGAAUCAGAUCGCUUGGCCAUCACCCAAUCUGCCGUUUUGUUGAGCUUCUGGGAAGGUGACUCUACCGAGGUGCGCGACAGCUACUACUGGGUUGGAAUUGCUACUUUGCACGCGGCUAGUCUUGGGUUGAACUCCGACCCAACGCCUGAAUCCUUGGAACCAAGUCAGCGGCGAGCAUUCAAGCUUACCUUUUGGUCACUGCUUAUCAGAGACCGUCUCAUAGCGGUGACGCUGAGAAGACCGGUCCAGAACACGGACUCUAGGCUCAAACAGCCCAUGUUGCUCAUGGAAGAUUUCGAACUCGAAUCACUUUUUGAGGCGUUGCAAGACACAUCGCUGGUUCCAGACUUGAAAAAGGAUGACUUGGAAACGCUAGCGAGUUGUUGCAUGGCCUUGGGACAACUUUCCGAAUACAUUGAUAAGGUUUUAUCAUCGCAAUAUGCGCCUCAGACAGCUCAGGAUGCAUCCGGACACCGCCCUGCCGUGGUCUCGCUCGUCCCCAGAAUGGUUGGGCCGAAACAUGUCGACAUCAAAACAUGCGGCAACGAGCUGCAGACUUGGUAUACAUAUUUGCCCUUUGAGGUUCGCCGAUUCCAACCUGGGACUGUAGGCGCGGACGACGAGCAUAAGAUCGUCCAAGUUCAUAAAGCUUUGCUCGAAGGAUACUAUUCGAUGACCCUCAUGACAAUGUACAGACCCCUACUCACCCCAUCGCAACGGCGUCAGAUCGAUACAAAGAUGAGCAAUACCGCUGCGAGACUGGUCAUGCAGGCAACCAGGUCAAGUACGGACGUCUUCGGCGGACUGUACGCACAAAAUCUGAUACAAUUCCUGCCGGAUACCGCCAUCGCAGUCUUGGAGCCAGCAGUGGUCACCCAUUUGGUGUACAGCAUGUCGGAGGAUCCAGAUGUUCGAGAAAUCAGCUUCCAGAAAUUUUACCUCUGCUGGCGCAUCCUGCUCGAAUUCAGAAAAUCAUAUCACAUUGCCGACACGACAAUAGCCAUGUUGAACGCUGCAGCACAGAGACUAAAAGAAAAUGUAGGACAGAGUCCAUUGCUGUCCGGUGGAAGGGCCCCAACGAUGGACAAGACAUGUGCAUCAGCCAGACCCGGCGCUGAAGUUGUGAAUAAAGUUCCUUUCAUGGGACUCGUGGAUAACAACAAACUUGUGCCUUUUUCGACACCGGAAGAUAUCAUCCUGGAUGGUUUACUCAACAAUCAGGAUGAUAAUCCCGAAAGUUGUGCGACCGACGAAAUCCUCGCGUCUGAGUUCGUGCUGGACAACGACUUCGAUCCGCUGCCUUGAGGGAAUAGAAUGGGGCCUGAUUGGUAGCUCUGCUCCAGAUGACAUAAAAAUUAGUCGUAGCUGGCUGGGAGCUUUGGGCGACGAGACAAGGAGAUAACCCAGGUCUCAGGUAAUUUCGGGCUGCCAGAUGAGAUCUUCCCAUAUCCAGGCCUGAGUAGUGUUGUCAAAAGUGUUGGAAGUCCUAAUAUCUUGUAACGAUAACAGCGCAUCGCUAAAAUUGCCGGUGCAGAUAUCACGAGGAAUUUCUGGCGUGUGUUGAUGGAAGAUUCCUGAGGUGUCCAGAUCCGAAGUCUCAUAGUUACUGGACAUUGGAGGAUCAAAGUCGACCCCUUGAAAACGUUGCUGUCUGGCUUGGUUGACCUUGUUGAGCGAUUCAUCGACGGACUGGCCUCCGUGGACAGUUUCGGUGGUAUUCGUCUUGGCUGAGGCGUCUCCCUCAACCAGCAAAGCCUUCAUCUCCUCAGCAAGGAUCAGCCGGAGGAGCUCCUCCAGAAUAACGCCGCACUGGUCGGAGAUCGUUGUUCGGUACUUGUGUAAACUUGGGAGUUUGAUUAUCUUGCUUACAGCACGUUUCGCUUGGUGGGCUUGGUCGGACAAUGGGUCGGAGAGAGCGAAAAUGCCGAGUACCACCCCAGCAGUAAAUGAUUGGAUUCCAACGUAUGCGCCUCCAUGGGUAUUGCGUGAAGACGAGAGUAUUUCAGCAUAGUCUCCAAUCCGCGAUGUUCUGAUGGAAGACACCCAGCAUUGGUACCUGCUUGUUUUGAUCAUGUCGUUUGGAUCGUUCACGGUGUAGUCGUUGGCGUCGCCAAAUGUUCCUUGACUCUGUGUGGUGCUGUUUGUUGGUGGCAAUGUAGGUGCUCGGUUCAGUGUCAGCAGAGGGCGAUGCAACACUAGCUGAAUGUUGUCGUAAGACAGCUGGAGGACAAGAGCCUGGAGCUGGAAGAUCUUGAUGAUCUGUUGGUUCCGCUCGCCACUGACAGGGACUGUGAGGUUCUGCAGGCGUAGUUCCUGUGGAAUACUCUUUUCCCACUGCUGCAAACGUCUGUUGAUAGCUUUUAUCUCACUAACAAUAUAGUUCAAAGCUG
Messenger RNA from Exophiala xenobiotica, 3414 nucleotides. RefSeq lists its product as uncharacterized. Gene Ontology annotation, molecular function: zinc ion binding; DNA-binding transcription factor activity, RNA polymerase II-specific; DNA binding. The record is from RefSeq and is a predicted model, not a curated record. The transcript has a single exon. Lineage: Eukaryota; Fungi; Ascomycota; Eurotiomycetes; Chaetothyriales; Herpotrichiellaceae. Bases 176 to 2329 code for a protein of 717 amino acids. Gene Ontology annotation, biological process: DNA-templated transcription; regulation of DNA-templated transcription.